Molecule: messenger RNA, 3036 nt
Organism: Alternaria alternata
Lineage: Eukaryota; Fungi; Ascomycota; Dothideomycetes; Pleosporales; Pleosporaceae
Exons: 3
Coding region: 1-3036 (1011 amino acids)
Source: RefSeq, a predicted model, not a curated record
AUGUCGUUCUGGUCUUCAGAAAGAAACCCUGUUGCAGCUGCAACUGUUCUCUGGGAUAUCGGUCGAGGGUUGUCCGAGCUUGAGGGGGAAGGAGAACUGCUGAAAGAACACACGAUUUUCCUGGAGAAGCUGAAAAAUACAUUGGAAGCUGUGAAUAAGGUUAUGAAGGAAGGUCCCAUUCUCCAAGGUCUUCAGGACGAUAUCACAGCAAUAUGGAAUCCUCUUCUUGAGACGGAAGUAGAAAUAGUGUUCUCUAUGGGAUUGAACGAAGACGAGGUUAAAACCGAGGAUAUGAAGUCCGUCGCCUCCAAAUUUUACCUGAAGACCGCAUAUUAUCAGCGCUUUUCCAGCAAGAUCACAAGGCUACAAAACGAAGUUGUGAUACCGCUGCUUGGCCUUCAUAGGAGUAUCACGACGAUGUUUCCUCAGAAACUUUCUAGAUCCUGGCAGACUAUCAAGAGGUGGGCUGCUGAAAGCAAGCGUUGUAUUGACGAGAGAAUGGUACUCCAGUCCAAGGGGUGGUUACGGCCUCUAUCUUUGGUUGAAGAGAAAUCUCAGGCGUACAUGGACAUCGCUUCUUCGUCGAAAUGCGAGUGGUUUUGUUCCAAGCAAGAGUAUAUCGAUUGGUACAAUCAACUUUCGAAGAGAAGCUCUCCAAUAUUGUGGAUCUCUGGUAUUCCUGGAAUAGGAAGAACGCAGAUUGCAGCAACGGUCGUCCAGAAGCUCCGCGAAGAUAAGCGUACGGUGGCCUAUUUCUUCUAUGGGGAAGAAACCACCGCUAUAGUUAACGCUCGAAAACUCAUGGUCACACUUUGUUGGAACCUUCUCAAUCAGUUUCCAGAAGAUGUUGAGUUGCUAUCAGAGGUUUGCAACAAAGAUGGCGAGCCCACUGAAACUGAGGUCCAGACUGUUCUCCAGCGUAUGUGUGAAAGAAGAGACGCGAUAAUCGUUCUGGACGGUUUGGAUGAGUGUUUUAAGCUUAAGGUGCAGGGGGAGAACGAGAUAGACAAGUUCUGCCAGUUCCUUGCAUCAUCGAAUGGCGUCUGUGAUGUCAUCAUGUUCAGCCAAGAGCUCGAAGAUAUCAAGCGGGGUUUAUCAAAGUACAAUUCAAUCCCUCGCAUCAGUAAUUGCGAAGCCGAUUUCUGGGAUGAAAUAGAGAAAAUUCCAACCCGAUGCGCUGCAGGAUUUGGAUUAUCGGAAGAGAAAGAGCAGGGGGUAGUAGAUGCCGAAGUCAGAUCAUGUGAGGUUAUCGAAGAGCAUAAUAUCUACUUUCCUGGGUCAAGAGAAGAUCAGUGUCAGGUAUAUGCGAUGCUGCGGCACAGUGUAUGUGGAUUGCGCCUACCAGCCCAUAUUGCUCGACAGAUUGUUGACGAAGCCGAAUACUGGGUCAAGGCAACUUUUGAGCGCAGUGAACCACUUAUGUUCGACGGGAAGAAGUGCAAGAGCAACUUCCCCUACCUUCUAAGUGAUCCUAUCGAUGGUGCGCGCCACUUUCCUGUCCGCAAUGUCAUCGCCACCUGCAGUCAUAGCCAAGCAUGGGCUUCAUACCCAGACCGAAACGGCGAUUACCGUGGCUCAAGCAUAUACUUUGAUUUCGUUGUACGAGAUCCUGACGGAUCAAUACGCAACUUCGAUCCGGCAGAAAGUUUGGACUUGUUUGAGAUACAACAACACCUAGGAACACCGAAGAAGCCCAACGCCGUUAGCAGAGUGCCAUACAAUGAAAAAACGUCCUGGAUGUGUCUAAUCACGCCGGGAAGUAGACUCGGGGUCAUACCUAAAGCCAUCGGCUGGAUCAGUCUUGUUGAGGUUGUUCGGAUCGAAAUCUUCUCGACGUUUCUCGAGGAAGAGCACGGGCAGCACGAAGCACUGCGCAGGUUCAAACAGAAAAAGGAAGAGAUCUUGGAGCAGAUUUGGAAUACCAGGAAGCAGACCCGAUUACUAACUGAUAACCGAAAGGGUGUUGAACAGGAACUUCCGAAUGCAGUUUACAAGAAGCAGUUGCAGUUGAACAAUUGGGAUAGGGACAAUGUGCAGUCUCUUGAGAAGCAAAACGAGCCUCUACUGCCGUCAACUGACAACAGCCUCAUCUAUACGAGAUCAGCGCUUCGGAGUCCUCGCAGCCCGCUAUCAGUGUACCAUGAGGACGCAGAUCAGAUUCGGCCAAGCCUAGUUUCCAAAGUUCUUAAGCAUUCGAACACACAGAUUCCCUUGGAUGAUAUAAGUCGCAAUGAUAAGAAUUCUCACAGCUCGACAUCGACAACUUUCGUUAGGAUGAUCCGGGAGCUUGUACGACCGAAAGUGCGUCCUGGAUAUAAGAGACUGGAGUGGACUUGUACUUGCGGGGAACCUCUCUACGGUGAUUUUGAAGAAAAGACAUCGGGAUCUCUUGAUCAACUUGCCGCCAAACUCAAACAACAGUCUAGCCAAAGCUCACAGCAUGGCGCUUCUGCACCGAUACCACAACCAAAGAAAGCGUACACAAGACAAGCCCAGGCGGUAGGGUACAAUAUGCCUGGAUCGGGCAGUAGUAGCUCCAAUGAUCCGAACAAUCUCGUAAGUAACGCAGUGUCAUCACAUCUCAAUACUGUCAAGCCACCGCCAUCGACUGCCUUACAAUUGUGCAUUGAAACUGGAAAGUACAAGCUUGAAAUGAGUGAGCUCGCCCGCCCUAGCCCUGCCGUUAGCGAUGGAGAACUCUUCGCAAUGAUACGAGAGAAAUAUGAAAGCACUCGCCAUUCGAUACUCCCAACAUGGGCGCGAUUCAAAAAGCCAAAUAGAGCCAUCUUUGUAAAGUUCCUUCUUGGAACAAAACGGACCGUCUCCCUCAACAACGAAACCCCCUCAAUACCACCAGCCACAGAAGUCAGACAUAACUACGACUACGAUCCUUGCCCAAUGGAGAUACCCCCCAUGGACAGUCGAGUGUUCUUCCACCACUUUUACGCCCCUAGAUCACAACACUCUGACGUGUUUUGGGGUAACCGGCUGCCGUGGAAAGUCAAGCCUUUACUCGGGCCUAGCAAUCAUGGCUAG